This is a messenger RNA of Acanthochromis polyacanthus (spiny chromis), 951 nucleotides long. RefSeq names its product CD209 antigen-like protein E. The record is from RefSeq and is a predicted model, not a curated record. NCBI's taxonomy places the organism in Eukaryota, Metazoa, Chordata, Actinopteri, Pomacentridae. Bases 100 to 828 code for a protein of 242 amino acids. The transcript is spliced from 7 exons.
AUGGUGUUGCUCAUCAUUUCUUUGUGAAAUGCCUGAAGAGACGAUUGAGGAAACAUUUACGAGACAGUUUGAUCAACUGAAGGGUGAAGUCUGGACACAAUGAUCCGACCACAGAGAGACACUGAAGAUGAAGCUGCUGAGUCUCGUCCUGUCAGAUCCAACACAGCAUCAAAGUUGACAUUAGAAAGAGUGCUUCUGCUGCUUCUGUCGGCUCUGCUGGCUGCUGCUCUCAUUGUCAUUUACCGUCUCUGUGAGUUUCUACACAUUCAUUCAUGUACUUUUACCUCGUUUAACAACAUCAGAACCAAUGAAGAUCUCAAAAUGAAGUGUGAAACUGGUCAUCAAAGUCUGUCAGAUGAGCCGUGUCCAAAAUGUGAAGCAGGCUGGGAGAAUUAUGGAGGAAAGUGUUAUAACUUCACCACCAAUAAAUCAUCCUGGGAAGAGAGCAGACGUUUCUGCCAAAGUCAAGGAGGAGAUCUGGUGAAGAUAGACAGCAGGGAUGAGCAGAGUUUCCUGGAGCGACGACUGAGAGACGUAAUGGAAAAAGACCAGGACAAGUUCUGGAUCGGCCUGACCGACUCAAAAGAAGAAGGCAGAUGGUUGUGGGUGGACGGCUCACUGCUGGAUGAAAGGUUGAAGUUUUGGAGCCCCGGGCAGCCAGACAACUGGAAAGGAACAGGUCCUGAUGGACAGGAUUGUGUGAGGAUGGGAGAGAAAGAUGGAGCUCAUGACCUGAACUGUUGGUUUGACCACUCGUGCAAAAAUCCUCACAGAAGUAUUUGUGAGAAACCAGAAAAAAAGGGCCAGCGUGUGUCUGUAUGUGUCUAAAGUUCCCUUCAGGUUUAGAAACAAUCUGAGUACAGGAUACAGAAGGUGGAGCGAUGCUGUUUUAAUAAAGCUAAAGUCACAAACAUUUAAAGAUUCCCUGUAGGCUUUUCAAAGACAAAAUAA